CCGAGUUAUCUCCUUUUCACCAGGUUCAGCUCCCUGCUCACUCUGAGGCAUCUGGCAGAGGCCCAGGUUGGAGAGAAGCCCCCGUGCUACUGAAUCCUCACUGUGUCAAAACCCUGUAAGUCAUUUCUGGUGAGGACUAUGUCCUUGUUUCCAUUUUUCCUUCUCCUGAGUGUGGUAACAACAUCGCAUGCAGAGGCUAUAGCUACAGGGGAUGUCAAGGAUACCUGCUCUGUGAUUGCCUGCGGUUCUCCAGGCCUGAAUGGCUUUCCAGGCAAAGAUGGACAUGAUGGUGCCAAGGGAGAAAAGGGAGAACCAGGUGAGGGGCUCAGAGGCUUACAGGGCCCUCCUGGAAAGGCGGGACCUCCAGGAUCCCCAGGGAUUCCUGGAUCACGAGGCGCAGUGGGUCCAAAAGGAGAUCGUGGAGAGACUGGAGAGUGUGAUACUGGCAUGUUGAACUCAGAAAUAGCAGCUCUGCGAUCAGAACUGAACAUCAUCAAAAAGUGGCUGUUCUUCACUCUGGUUGAAGAAGUUGAGAAGAAGUUCUUUGUGAGCAGUGGUAGAAAGAUGAGCUUUAAUGCAGUGAAGUCUCUGUGCUCCCAAUUCCAGGCCUCUGUGGCCACCCCCAGGAAUGCUGAGGAGAAUACGGCCAUCCAGAAUGUGGCCAAAGAUGUUGCCUUCUUGGGCAUCACAGAUGAGGAGAAUGAAGGCCAGUUUGUGGAUAUUACAGGAAACAAAAUCAGCUAUAGUAACUGGAAUAGUGGUGAGCCCAACAACGCUAACUCCCAGGAAAACUGUGUGGUGCUCUUGUUAGAUGGUACAUGGAACGACAUUGCCUGUUCCAACUCCUUUGUGGCAGUCUGUGAAUUCGCUAACUGAGGGGAUAUGUCCCUUGGCCCCCCUGAAUCCUUCACUGCACUUCACAGGUCCACAAUCUUCUUUGAAACAUACAACAUAUAUCUAUUUUUUUCUUACUCAGUAUUGAGUUGUUCCUUUGUGGACAGUUAGAGAGCCUGAGAAGAAAGGGUCAAAUGACGGGAUGAAGUGAGAAGCUGACAGCAGUGAGUGAGGGUUUCUAGUUCAAAUUGAAUCACUAAUAAUAAUCAAUACCCACAUAGAGCAAUAGCAGCAAUGGUAGUAAUUAUAUAGUUUUAAGGCUUUCCAUUAGCUAGAGCCUACACUUUGCAUCUUGUAAUAGUUCUCUAAUUUAAUUAAGCUAUAAUGCUCACAUCUUUAAAUUUCUUUAUUUUUUUAUUUAUUUUUUCCUGAGGUAG
Messenger RNA from Nannospalax galili (Upper Galilee mountains blind mole rat), 1271 nucleotides. RefSeq names its product mannose binding lectin 2 (gene Mbl2). Gene Ontology annotation, cellular component: rough endoplasmic reticulum; multivesicular body. Gene Ontology annotation, biological process: positive regulation of phagocytosis; surfactant homeostasis. The record is from RefSeq and is a predicted model, not a curated record. The transcript is spliced from 5 exons. NCBI's taxonomy places the organism in Eukaryota, Metazoa, Chordata, Mammalia, Rodentia, Spalacidae. Bases 139 to 876 code for a protein of 245 amino acids.